Messenger RNA from Lolium perenne, 465 nucleotides. Its product is annotated as mitochondrial import inner membrane translocase subunit TIM17-1-like. Gene Ontology annotation, cellular component: TIM23 mitochondrial import inner membrane translocase complex. Gene Ontology annotation, biological process: protein import into mitochondrial matrix. Lineage: Eukaryota; Viridiplantae; Streptophyta; Magnoliopsida; Poales; Poaceae. Gene Ontology annotation, molecular function: transmembrane protein transporter activity. The record is from RefSeq and is a predicted model, not a curated record.
AUGCCGAGGUCUCUUUCGGAGGAGGACCCAUGCCUAGGCCGCAUCGUCGCCGACGCCGGCGGGGCUUUCGCCGUGGGUGCCGUGGGAGGCUCCGUCUUCCACUUCAUCAAGGGCGCCCGCGACUCGCCCAGCGGCGCCAGGAUGACCGGCGGUGCGCAGGCGCUGCGCAUGAACGCCCCGCGAGUCGGCGGCUCCUUCGCCGUCUGGGGCGGCCUCUUCUCCGCCUUCAACUACGCCGCCGUCUACGCGCACCAGAAGGACGACCCCUGGAACUCCAUCGCCGCCGGUGCCGCUGCCGGCGGCCUGCUCUCCGUGCGCCAGGGCCUCAGAGCUGCUGCGAAGUCGGCCGCGUCCGGCGCCGCCCUCCUCGCGCUCGUCGAGGGUAUGGGCAUCCUAGCCAACCGAGCACAGGCCGCGCAGCAGAACCUACCGCCCGUCGACGACCCCGCCAUUGCAGCACAAUGA